Molecule: messenger RNA, 1680 nt
Organism: Candoia aspera
Lineage: Eukaryota; Metazoa; Chordata; Lepidosauria; Squamata; Candoiidae
Gene: DSN1
Product: DSN1 component of MIS12 kinetochore complex
Exons: 12
Coding region: 1-1179 (392 amino acids)
Biological process (GO): cell division; mitotic sister chromatid segregation
Cellular component (GO): MIS12/MIND type complex
Source: RefSeq, a predicted model, not a curated record
AUGGAAGAAAGGGGGUUUCGUUCGGGCUGCACAGAAGGUACUCUUCCAAAGGACUGGGCUCAACAGACCGGUUCUCAAGACAUGCAGUCUGCCUUUGAAUAUGAAAAAAAUGCUGAGAUAUUGGAAAGUGCGUAUAGCCAAGAGACAAUGGCUGCCAAAUGCUUUGUCAAAACAGAUAAUAUUGCUAGUUGUAGCGGUGGGAUCCCACUUGAAAUGACAGCCAGCCAUUCAGCGAUGUUGGCAGAGACUAGCAAACAAAAAUGCUGUCCAGAACCUAGUCCGAAGAAUGGGUGUUCCCACGGCCUUGAAGAAGCAUCCCUGCAGGGUAUUGGUCCUGAAACAGGCCAUGCUUCAACUUCAUUUAAUGUAUCCUUUGGGCAGCUCCCUAGCCCAAAAGUUGCACGUCGCUCCUUGAGUCGCUACAGUCUGAAACUGGGUGUUAAUCGCCGGAAGUCACUGCCGCCUCUUCACGUGGAUAUUUUGGACCUGAGUAAGGCAAUCAGCCUGGAUUUGCCAGAGGCUGACAGAAUGGCAGCGCUUCUUCUUUCCAGUUUCCAGUACUCUGCCCAAAAGCUUGAACAGUCUCUAAGACACGUGGAGGGCUUUAAUUCUGAAACUUUUCAGCAGAAUGUGAGCUCACUUUCAGAAGAGCUGAGGCUCCACACAAAGAAACUGAUGCUAGAUGGAACUCUGCAGAAAUGCUUUGAUGACCCAAAAUGGGGUUUGUCAGAUCCUGCAUUCAGUGCAUCAGUGGCUGCUUUAAAGGACACUAUUGCGAGGUUUUCAGCAGAGAAUCAAGCUUGGGAUGAGCUACUCCUGUCCUACCAGAAAAAAAUGGAGGAAAUAUCCAGGCAGUUACAGUCAUGCAAGCUGAAACAAGCACCAGAGGAAUCUUACAGCUACCUUGGGACAUCCCAAGCCCAGGUACUUCAAGCCAAGCCAGACUAUCAGAAAAUACUGGAUUGUCAAGGAGAAGUCUUUUAUGGCCUAGAGAGAGUGCUUGAUGAAAUCAGUCAGAUGGUGAAAGUUUGUCAGACCUAUGUGGAAGAUACUACAUUAUAUCUCCAGAAGCUAUCAGCACAACUUGCAUCAAGGACUUUCCUGAAAUUAGAGAAAUCACCAGCCCGGAAACUUCUCAGGCUUCUCCAGACAAAAUCAUCUGUACUGCCACCUCCAUAGGAUGAAAGAAAGUUGCAGUUUUGUUUCGCUAACAGGCAUCUCCCAGGACUGUCUCAUUCUUCAUCUGACUUUCUAAAACUGACAUUGGAAAUAAUCUAGGUAGGCCAUAGCUAUUAGCAACUUAAAAAUUGGCUUGGCCAUUAAGUUACUGAAAAGAGCAAGAAGCUCAUUUCUCCACCCCUGGAUGAUGGUGGAAAAAAAGGAAGAGAACAACAGACAGCAGAAAUAGCAUUUUUUUGUGUGUGUUUGAGUGUAUUUUUCUCCAUGCUACUUUGAACAUUCUGUGAAUAGUAGCAAGUGUGCAAAAAUCUUAACAGUAUUCUUUAGCUGCUUUGUCUUGUGCGCUCUCUUUAAUAUUCUGAUUGCUAUUCAGAAAUAAUUUUUUUACUGGUAGAUGUGAAAAUCAACACCCACCUAGACAGGCAAAUGUUGGUACAGGAUAAGUAUUAUUGAUUUCCAACUGGAAUUGUUGCCUAGAAACUCAGGCACCCUUAAAAAAAA